This is a messenger RNA of Ichthyophthirius multifiliis, 1455 nucleotides long. RefSeq lists its product as hypothetical. Gene Ontology annotation, biological process: cilium assembly. The transcript is spliced from 8 exons. The record is from RefSeq and is a predicted model, not a curated record. NCBI's taxonomy places the organism in Eukaryota, Ciliophora, Oligohymenophorea, Hymenostomatida. Gene Ontology annotation, cellular component: motile cilium.
AUGCACAACUAUAAUGUAGAUAGUAAAUAUUAAUAUACUUGUAGAAUAGGUAAUUGGAGUGAAGAAUAAGAAUUAGAUGAAUAUAAAAUGAAAGAAUAUUUAAGAAAAAAAGAAAGAUAAAACCUUGUAAGCACUUAAUAAGAAGAGAAAUUAUACACAAGCUUAAAUGAUGCUGCAUUAACUUAUUCUUAAGAUGGAUUAAUAAGAUUUGGAGAUAGAAUAAUGCUUUAAAGUUUAAGUGCGCAAGGAUUUGUAGCAUGUGAUAUUUAUGAUAAAAUAGUUGGUUAAAAUGAAGCUUAUGCUAUAAGUGUAACCUAAAACCUUAAACCAUAAGUUAGAUCAGUAUUUGAAUUAUAAAGAUAUGAUAAAGAAUAAGAUUUUUAUUAAGAUGAUAUAAUACAUUAUGGAUAAUAAUUUAGAAUAUAAAUAAACAAAAGAUUAUUUGACAAAGAUCUUUUUAUUUCCAGUUGCCACAUAACUCCUUAAAAAUCUGCCAAAUUUUCUGCUAAAUAAGAAGUAUGUGCUAUUAACCAAGAUACAAUUAGUACAGUUUGGGUAUUUGAAUAUUCAGAUCCUAAACUAAGAUUCGAAAUGAAAGGAUAACCAGUAAACGCACAUGAACCUGUUUUAAUAAAACAUGUAAUAACUAAUUAAUGGUUAGCAUGUAAUGAUUAAAUAAUUUAUGAUAAUUAAUAUGGGUUAGAAUACGAAAUAUAUUGCCAUUCUUAUUUAACACAUAAUAAGACUUAAAAUUUAAUAGCUGAAAAAAGUGGGAGAAAAACCAUUGAAACCCCAAUGAAAAAUUAACAUCUUUUUAAUCAUUUUAAAGUCUUUACAAGUUUUUAACCUGAAUCGAAUUUCGAUGAUACUUUUGUUAGAUAAAAAAAUGCUCCUACAUCGGAAGAUUUACUUGUGAAAUUAAAAAGAUAAUUAAGAAUAAGAGGUCCUUAUGGAUUUAGCUCUUUUGCUCAUGUUUUUUAUGGAUUAGAUAAAUAAAAUUUAAAAGUUCUUCCUAAUAAUCUUUUUAUUUAAGCUUUUAAAAUUUUUGGACUUAGUAUUUAAGAUUAAGAUAUAUAAUAAUUAGUUUUAUAAUAUUAAAAUUAAAAUAGAAGUAUUAAUUAUUAAGUGUUUUUGAAUUAAUUAAGAGGAUAAUUAGAUUAAAAUAGACUUGAUUUAAUUGAAAAAGCUUAUUUGAUAAUUAAAGAAAAGUUAGGAAAAAUAACACUAUUUGGAUUAAUUGAAUUAUUCAAAAAAUAAAAACAUCCUGAUGUUCUUAAAAAAUAUAAUACUGAAAAAGAAGUUUUGAAUGAUUUUAUAAUUAAUUGGGGUAAUAUUGAUUAAUAUAGUGAAAUUAAUUAAGAAGUCUUUUAGAAUUAUUAUCAUAAUUUUAGUAUUUCAGUUGAUAAAGAUGAUUAUUUUGAAGCUGUUAUGAAAAACGUAUGGGAUUUAGAAUGA